AUGGAAGAUUAUGGAUCAAGGCUAAAACCUACGGACAGAACGCUUCCAAUAGCGAAUAUAUCAAAGAUAAUGAAGAAACCCAUUCCUAGAGAUGCAAAGGUUGCUAAAGAUGCAAAGGAAAUAAUGCAGAAGUCUGCCAGUGAGUUUAUAGCAAUAAUAACAUGCAGGGCCAAGGAGAUAUGUGAGUCUGAGGCAAGAAAGACGAUUACUGGAGAAGACCUGAUAAGGGCGAUGGAUGAGCUGGACAUGCCCUAUUAUGCAGAGCUUUCUCGAAAGUAUUAUGUGCAAUACCGUGAGCUUGCAAAGAGCGAAAGAGUUAGAAAGUAUUCGCCUAGAGAGUUUGGAUAUGGCCAGAUGUGA
Molecule: messenger RNA, 360 nt
Organism: Ordospora colligata OC4
Lineage: Eukaryota; Fungi; Microsporidia; Ordosporidae
Product: histone H3/H4-like protein
Exons: 1
Coding region: 1-360 (119 amino acids)
Biological process (GO): regulation of transcription by RNA polymerase II
Cellular component (GO): CCAAT-binding factor complex
Molecular function (GO): RNA polymerase II cis-regulatory region sequence-specific DNA binding; DNA-binding transcription activator activity, RNA polymerase II-specific; protein heterodimerization activity
Source: RefSeq, a predicted model, not a curated record